AUGGGGAAGCUACCAGCCCACAGCUGUCUCGUAACUCCGCAGAAUUUCCUGGAUCCAGCAGUUGGAAAAGCUGAUUUUAAUUUUCUGUAAGUAGAUCAGGGAUGUCGUGGUUAGUUCUCAUUAUCAGGCACAUGCCAUGGCCGCUCUGCAAGUUCCUGGGUCCUUCUGACCUCUGCUGCUACUGUGAUUGGCUGUUCCUUUCCUCUUUCAGAUUCAGCAAGGAGGCGUAGUGACCUCCACAUGCCUUGCUCCUUUCCCCCAGAAGGGAUUGGGUCCAAAGGGAGGGGCAACUAAACGGCCAGAGGCAGCAGCGGACAAGGAGAAAAUGGGCGUUCUUGAGAAAGGGAGACCCACAGGUAGUCCCCCCAAGGUUUUGUUAAAAUAUUGGAACAGGCAUUAAAAACUGGAUCCCCAGUAGACAAAAGCAGUUCAGUUUAAAUAUUUGAUUUGGAGGAGGAGCGGGGUGCAGGGAGGGAAUCAAUGAAACGCACUUAAGAUGAAACCCUGUAUCGGUUUACCUGGGAAUAAACCAGGUAGGCAUGUAUCUGACUGCACUGCUAAUAUGGUUUAAAUGUUAUAUUCAAGCAAAUCCAAUGUUUUGGGGUUGUAUCCAACCGAGGUCCUACUCAGAGCAGACCCUGUGACAUGAAUGGGCCUAUGUUAGGCAUGACCAUUAACUUCACUAGGUCUACUCUGAGUAGGACCAGCAUUGGAUGCAGCCCUUGUAAAUUAUUUUUAUUGGAAUGCGUGUAGAUAUUAAGACGUUUCAGCUCAAUAGCGUACACUUACCUGGACAUUAUUUAGAUUUUUAAGUGGCUUGUGUGAGCAAAUAAAGGCACUUGGAAACUGUUAACAUACUAAUUGGAGCAUGUCUGAAGAACUGUAUGCUUCCUAAGAGUAGUCACCUGGAAAAUGAUAAUACUUUAAACUUUGAUUUUAGAUUUAUCUAGUAUUCAAUACAUUCCUGCUGCCCAAUUUGAUUUGUAUUUCUUUAAUUCAUUAUUUCACUAAUAUUUAUUAUUAAAAGAAGGCAUACCCAAUAUUGGAAUGUUUCCCACAGAAAAAUAUGCUGUAUUUACUCGAAUCUAAAGUUCACCUUUUUUGGCCAAAUUACAUUGCGAAAAUUAAGGUGCACAUUAGAUUCGAUGGCACAUUUACAUUCACCAGCAAAUACUUUUUGGGGGUUUCAAGGUUCUGAAAAUUGAGGUGCACAUUAGAUUCAAUGGCACUUAGACUCAAGUAAAUAUGGUACUAUUUGGGAAACACCAGCAGAAAAUUUUAGCACUGCACCUCACCAAUUAGAGGCAGCCUCCACUACCUCCUGUGUUGGAAAGUGGUUCAGGUGUUCCCAAUACAGACCCAAUUAAAAUGACCUUCUCCUACAGGCAGGUGGUUCUAUAACGGGCUCCUAUGGACACAUACAGAAGGUUAGUCUCUGUUAAAUGACUGAUAGGCCUUCUUCCAAAUGUAUAUAUUUUGGGGUGUGAGUUGAGAGUCAGUGUGGUAUAGUGGCUAGUGUUGGAUUAGGACCAGCGGGUAGCUAGGAUUCAGAUUCACACUAGGUCAUAAACCUCCCUGAGUCACCUUGGGCCAGCCAGCAUCUCUCAGCCUAAUCUACCUCACAGGGUAGUUGUGAGGAUAAGGAGGGAAAUGUUUAUUUGAGCAGCUGGGAGGAAAGAUGGGAUAUAAAAGUAGGAUACUUGUGUAAGUAGGGCUUCCAAUUUUAAUCCAGGAGGUGGAAUUCCUCCCCACCCCAUCCCAAGUUUGGGAAACUUCAGUAGCAGCAUAAAAUCUUCCAGACCAUGUAUCAUAAAUUAAAUGUUUUCUAGGAGUGGCUCUCUUCAAAGUGGAAGAUGUCGGCAAUUUUCCCUUUAUUCCCCACCCCCACACUCUUGAUUGUGCAGUGCAGCUGUUUUCCUAGCUAAGAGCAGAACAAGAUCUCAAAAAAGCUCUUUUUUGUCUGAAGCCCGCAGGCAGCCUGCCUCUCACUUUUCCCCAAGAAAUUGCAAAACCCUUGCAUUUGCCUCAGUUUGAGUGUAGGAGUCCCAGCCGGUGCCAAAAGGACGGCUGUGCCAAGGAAGGCGUUGAGGAGCGCCUCUCAGGGUGCUAGCUAGGGCACUGUGCACCUUUAAGGUGUGGCUGGGAGCCACCCUGCUGUAUAUGAGCUUCUGCGUCCCUGUACUUGUCUCUUGGCUCAGGCAGAUUGCUGACAUGAAACAGAAGUGAAAGAUUCCUAGCAAAAACAAAGGAGCAGGGAGAAAAUGUUUCUAUAUGGUGUAAUUCUCUCCCACACACCCAUCCAAAUUUCAGAGAAGAGCCAGAAACGUGGAAGUGUUAGGGCAUUGAUGGAGGACUGAGUUGCAGUGACUACAUUGGAGAAAUGUAUGGUGCCAGGUUAAUUUUAAGGCUCGGAUUUCCUCCCCUAACACCCCCCCUCCCCGCACUUUCCAAAAUGAUAGCUUAUAAUUAGUGGUGCAAUGUUUAAUUGAUUUGCAGAGGAAUCCUGUGCAGGUUUAUUCAGAAGCAAGACCCACAGAAUGUGGUUAGACUUCCACAUAAAUGUGCAAAGGACUGUGGUCUUAAUCAGUAAGGUUCAUUAAUUUCCCUCCAAAAAGUCUCUUUUAAUCAACUAAAAAAGUGCCUCUAAUUAUAAGGUACUUAAGAUGGUGCUAGCCAGCUUAUUUUCUUAAGAGGCAUUCCCCUUUCUUUCUCUUACAAUGGCCUUUGUCAACAUGGUGUCCUCCAGAUACUUUGGAACAGGCAGAGGCAUACUCGGCCCUCCAGAUGUUUUGGGACUACAACUCCCAUCAUCCCUAGCUAACAGGACCAGUGGUCAGGGAUGAUGGGAGUUGUAGUCCUAAAACAUCUGGAGGGCUGAGUUUGCCUAUGCCUGCUUUGGAAUGAAAUCCCCAUCAGCCUCAGCCACCGUGCUGCCUGGGGCUGAUGGGAGGAGUUGUCCAAAUCAUCUGGAGAGCACGGUGUUGGAGAACGGUAUCAUGCAGAAAGUGGUGCCUCCUCUAAGUCCACUCAUAUUUUUCUGUGUCACAUGAUUGAAUCCUUCUGAAAAUGGAAAGACUGUUGGUGUCUUCACCUAUUGGGUUUUGCUCUUAAACCCAAAUUUGUUAAUUGGCUACUUAUCUAAUAUUAAUCUAAUUAAUCAACUGAUGUAUUUUUUAAUUGGCUGACAGCCCUAGGCAGAAUUAAGAUUUGAUCUACCCUAUGUCCAGUGCCGGAUUUACAUAUAAGCUAAGCAAGCUAUAGCUUAGGGCCCCACUCUCUUGGGGCCCCCCAAAAAAAUUAAAGGGAAAAAACUGGAUUUACAUUUCCAAAAUAUAAGAUAAAAAACAAAUAAAAUGGCUUUAGAUACCUCUUAGUUCCAUAAAUUACCAUAUAGCAUAUAUUCAACACAAAAAACAGCAACAAUUUGUUGCUGACAAAGCACAGCUGGACAUAUAAAGGGCCCCAUUACCUUCAGUAGCUUAGGGCCUCAUCAAACCUACCGUAUUUUUCGCUCUAUAGUACGCACUUUUUCCCCUCCAAAAAUGAAGGGGAAAUGUGUGUGCGUCCUAUGGAGCAAAUGCAGGCUUCAGGAAACUAUCUGCAAGCCUUCGGAGCAUGGCAGGAGUUCCCAUCGGGCUCCGAAGGCUUGCGGAUAGCAGCCUGCAGCCCAAACCCCGGGCUUUGGGCAGCUAUCUGCAAGCCUUCGGAGCGCGGCUGGAGUUCCCGCCGGGCUCCCAAGGCUUGCGGAUAGCAGCAAGCUCCGGGAGCGAAGGCGAGAUUGCGUGCAACCUCGCCCCUGCUCCCAGACCCAUUCUGGGGGCUGGGGUCAGGGGAAGCUCAGGCUUCCCCCGCCCCAGCCCCGCGGCUAAAAAGGAAGCCAAGACAGCGAGCGGGAUCUACAUAUGUAUUUAUUUACGUAGUACUUUUUGUCUGUAUAAUUCUAAGCACCAUAUCAUGGGUUCCCUGGUGGUUUCCCAUCUGGGCAUCUCAGGAGACCUGCCAAGUCUCCCUAUUUUCCAGGGACAGCCCCAGAUUUACAGAAGCCAUUGUGACACCUCCCUCUGCUGGCUCACUGGUCACCAAAGUACUAAGAGGCCUGGUGAGCUCCUAUGGUUGGAUCAUGUUGCAUUUGUUACAGGAAGAAGAUAGACGUGUAAGUAGGAUUUCUCUCAGCAUCUGUAUUCUGUGAUGAUAGUGAUUUCCUCUUGAGCUUAGAGGCAUUAGAGAGUACUAACUAUGAGUCCCAUUUCUAGACUUUCAAGGCUGAGAAAAGUCUUUUCCCGUCUGGGAAGAAAAAAUAAAAUUUCUCCUCUCCCAGCACCUCCCCCUCGCCCACCACCUCUCUCUCCGUCUCACCCUCCAGACCCCUCUUUCAGAAGACUGCAAAGGUAAAACCCUUCAGUGUAUAGAUGUUGCUUCCAGAGAAAUAGCAGUCCCUAAGGAUUCUUAGGAAAGGUCUCUCUGUAACUGUUUGAGGCCUAUUUCGAGGUUCAGAAAAUAAACAUAUCCCAUGUGGCUCUUUGUUUCCCCUGUACGCUCUGCAGACCUCCUGCCAUCCUGACCUGGAGGAAGAUGGCAGGAGGAAGAAAUGCCAAGGAAAACAUGAAGGUAAUGUCUAUUUCCAAUGAUAUGUUUAGGGUAUACUUUAUAAGAAAGUCCCUAAAACAGUUAUAAUUGCUAACCUUCUCUUCUUUUCCAUUUAAAUGACAUAAUAUUUGAAGGCCUGGAGGGAGAGCAGGGGAAGGGCAGCUUUUAUACUGACUCCAUGAACCACAGAACCUGAGCACGGAGUUUGCCAUCACACUCUACCAAUGCUGGCCAGAGCUCAACCAUGGAACGAACCUCGCCAUUUCCCCAAUGAGCGUGUCUCUCUCUUUGGGGCUUCUGCAGUUUGGGGCUCAAGGGAGCACACUGGCCCAACUGCAGCAUGCUCUGGAAUACAGCACGCAUGGUAAGGCAACCUUCUGAGAAACAGCUUUUCUGUGAGCAGUGCAUGCUGUCAUGAACUUCACCUUACAGUUUGGACUGUCCUUCCUCCAAGACAGCCACCCUCCUGGGGCACUAGGGCUGCCCAGGUCAUGGUGGGCUCCGAAGAGCGGGGAGGAGUGAAGAAGCGCCAGCGCUGCCAUGGGGGACCAAGGGGCGGAGAGAGCCCAUCUGGAUUUUUUGUGCCGCAGCGGCAGCUGCUUUGAUAACCAGGAGCCGGCCUGGCCUGACCACGCAUCCUAUUCAGGACUUUUUUAGAGCAUGAUGUUUUUGCCAAGAAGAGAGAAAACCUGUGCAGACUUUGAAGUAUUAAUGGAUGUCUGUCCAGUGGUACCAUCCACGCAAAAGAUCAUGUGAGCUCCCGUUGCUCGGUCCCAGCUCCUGCCAACCUAGCAGUUUGAAAGCACAUCAAAGUGCAGGUAGAUAAAUAGGUACCACACUGGCAGGAAGGUAAACGGCUUUUCCAUGUGCUGCUCUGGUUUCGCCAGAAGUGGCUUAGUCAUGCUGGCUGCAUGACCCAGAAAAACUGUCAGUGGACAAACGUUGGCUCCCUCUGCCAGUAAAGCGAGAUGAGUGCCGCAACCCCAGUCGUCUGCGACUGGACCCAAUGGUCAGGGGUCCCUUUACUUUUACCAUGAUGAAACAAGAGGCUGACCCAUCAACCUUUGAGGGCGGAGGAGUCUAAAGCUGGGUAGGGGUUGCUCCCGAAAGCCACCAUAUGCAUUCCCAGAAGACCAUGUGGUGGGACUAACACUACAUUAUGACAUAGGCAUUGCUUAUAUGGGAACUUUGAGAAAGGAAAAUAAUAGCCACUGGGAGUAGCUCUGGCACAGCAGCAGUGAAUUUUGUGCCUCCCCACAAAACUGGCCCAAAUCCACCCCCUUCAUAUUUGUAGUUUGCGAAUGGGGCUGUGAAAUGUCAUUAAACACGAUUCAUUUGUCAUUCUUCGUUAGCAUCUCUCCUCAGCAUGGUGCCCUCUAGCAGUUGUUGAGACUCCAGUUCCCAUCCCUGCUGACUAUUGGUGAGGGUACCAACCACCUUGCUGCAGCUAAGAAAACCUGAGUCUGGAUGGGUGGCCACCUGGGAACCACACGUCCGCCACCAUGGGUUCCACGGUGUGAGAAAGGCAGGGUACAAAUGUAACAAUACAUAACACCCUUUGGUCACAGGUUCCUCCAUCCCUUGUUUAGCAUUGCAUAUGAGCUAUCUAGUCCUUAGCAAGCAACUAAACGGGGGAGGGAAAAGCAAUCAACUAAACUGGAUAGAGUCGUGCUUGUACUUUUUUCCUGUUAUAAACUUGGAAGCUGAAAAUGUAGAAUAUAAUAAUGAAGGCCUCUGCAGGCUUUAUAAGCCUCAGGCCUGCCCACCAGCAGCUACAACUUGCAGUCUUCACCAGGCAGCAAAGCCCAGACCCUCCAAGUGUCCCUAUUUUCCAGGGACGUCCCUGAUUUAGAGAAACCGUCCCGGUUUCUGAUUUGAUCCCGGAAUGUCCCAUUUUUCCUUAAAAGUUAAAGGGACCCCUGACCAUUAGGUCCAGUCGUGACCGACUCUGCAGUUGCGGCGCUCAUCUUGCUUUAUUGGCCGAGGGAGCCAGCAUACAGCUUCCGGGUCAUGUGGCCAGCAUGACUAAGCCGCUUCUGGCGAACCAGAGCAGCGCAUGGAAACGCUGUUUACCUUCCCGCCGGAGCAGUACCUAUUUAUCUACUUGCACUUUGACGUGCUUUCGAACUGCUAGGUUGGCAGGAGCAGUGUCCGUGCAACGGGAGUUCACCCCGUCGCAGGGAUUCGAACCGUCGACCUUCUGAUUGGCAAGUCCUAGGCUCUGUGGUUUAACCCACAGCGCCACCCGCGUCCCAUUUUUCCUUAGGAUGUCCCUAUUUUCAUUGGAGAAAUAUUGGAGGGUAUGGAAUUAUACAACCCCCUAGUCGUCUGGAGGCAAUCUUGUAUAGGGAAGGUUUUUUUUUAAAAAAAAUUAAAAUGUUUUAUUAGGUUUUUAUGUAUGCUGGAAGCUGCCCAGAGUAGCUGGGGCAACCCAAUAAGAUGUGUGGGGUAUAAAGAAUAAAAUUAUCAUUAUGGAAUGGGAUGUCCCUAUUUUCAUUGGAUAAAUGUUAGAGGGUAUGCUGAGCCCCUUUCAACUGUGAAACAACACAAAGGUCAACUUGCAUUGGUUAAGACCCUUUCUCGCCUCCUGCACAGCUCCCGAGGUGUGUGGCGCACCAUGCAACCACUGUGAAGCAGGGCCCAGGCUCUUGGCGAGACCAGUUCCAGCCUGCAGGCUGUGCGUUAAUUUGUUGAAUUUGCCUUUUCUCUCAUAAAUUAGUCACUCUUUUAUUGAAGAGAAGUGGAGCCCUACAAAGAGAACUGAGCAAGUCCCAACGGGAGCCCUGCAAGCUGCGGAUUGUUUGUGUGUGGGGGUUUGUGCACAUCUUUUCUGCUCAGAAAGCAUUAAUGUAAAAUUUUUGCAUCCGCUAUAGGCAUGGCUCCAGCAAGAACAAAACUCUGUGCUGCUCCGAGGUUGGAUUAGGAGUGUGCUCAGAUAAUGACAUCUGAAGAACAAGAUGGCUGGGAGCGGCAGCAGAGUAACUGGGUGGGGGGGGGUGUCUUUGAAAGAGAGAAGAGCCAUAAUCCCACUUUGAUACCAAGGGGGGGGGGGAAUGCUUGCAAAGGCAGCAGACUCAGUUUGGCACAGAUUAUGCCACUGAUUCCAGAUCCUUUUGGCAGUGCAGAGAGGCCAGCAGAUUCUGCUCUUUCUAUAGGUAGCAAGGGUUGAUUUGGCCAGAGAUGUGGUGUGCAUUUUAAGCACUCAGGAGGAGAGUAAUGUGUAGUGUUUCUAGGAGCAUAUGGCACAUUCUAAGAGAAAAACAUAGCUUACGUAAUGUGUUCCUGUCUCCCCAGCCUAUUUUAAAAUAUAGGCAUUACCUACGGUUUGGGCAUGAUGCCAGACCACGGUUUGGUGUUCUUUGAGUAAGCUUUGGACAUAUGCACCCCAUCUUCCUUUUUGAUACCCCUAAUUCUGACACUGCUGUCAAGCCAUAGUUUUUCAAUGCAUCCAAAUAGUGUACAAACAAAAAUUUGCUUGCAAACUAGAAUUGGACAUUGUGGCACUUUCCACAACCACAGUUUCCAGGUCUGGUUUGCUGCAAACAUACUAGGUGUUGCAGGGUUUUUGCCUCAUUUGUGAACACCUUGGAAGUCGCGGAAGGGGUUGGAAUGCAGGAAGGGAAGGAGAGUGUGAGCCUGAAGCUUGUUUAUGUAUUGAUAAACCAUGGUUUGACAUUAUGUUUGAACUGAUCCAUGAUGAAAAGUUGGGCUUCUAUUUCAGUACCUGGGGAUGAAUUCUUAGCAAAGGUUAAAGGCCUGCUGCUGGCUGGAUAUAGUGUAGAUUAAAUUACACCCCCCCCCAAAAAAAGCACCAUUGUGUAUUUUAAGUUAGUACUGGUGUUGUUUUCUUAUACCUUAAUAAUAACCAAAGCUUUGUUACCAACCCAGGAGUUUGUGUUUCUAACAGAAAGAGGAACUGUACCUGUGUCACUUAUAUUUCUUAAGAGGUUGGGCUAGAUGACCCUCAAGGUCCCUUCCAACUCUGCAAUUCUAUUAUUCUUUCCCUCACCAUUGGCUGUGGUGGCUGAGGCUGAUGGGACUUGGGAGUCUAACCUCAUCCCCACACAUUGACUGCAAACUAUUAGGAGGGCUAAGCUUACUAAUGAACAACUCUCAAAGGCCUGUUCCAACUAGGUUUGGUCUCCCUCUCUCCUAUGCCAGAAACUCUGGGCCAUCUAAUCAAAUUGAUCAGUAGUAUAUUCAGAACAGACAGAAUGAUAUAGUUGUUCACAAAGAACAUUGUUAAUUUGUGAAAUAUGCUGCCACCAGGUCUGUUGCUAGAUGAUUAGAAGAUUGAAAUUUGCAUAUGCUAAUUUAUAUGAACAGAUGCAAAUUUAGGCCAGCUUUCAGAAAGAGGUUGUAUCGAAUGCUAGCCCUACUAAAGAGUUGACUCAUUGAAACUAAGACACUAAAAACUUAAGCCCACUAAUUUUUAUGGAUCUAGUCUGAGUAGGACUUAGUUGGAUACCACCCAAAGUAUCCUGUAAGGAACGUGUGAGGGGUGGGGUGGAGGGUAAGCAACAGGACCCCUGGUUCCAAGAUCUGUAUUUAUGAAUGUUGUUAGCCACUUUGAGGACUAUAGUUGAAAGGCAGAAUAUAAAUCACUUAAAGAAAUAAUGAAUAAGGUGUGUGUCUGUGUCCGCUAGCUUAUAUGGCUUUAAAAAGAAAUGAGACCAUUUCCUGAAGGGUGAUGUCAGCAGGUAUUGCCUGCAAGAACUAAACAGACCAUUCUGCUUCAGACCAGCUCUUGCCUUCAUGACCUGUGUGUGCUUCCUGGAGAUGUCUGAUUGGCCACUGUGGGGAAUAAGAUAUUGCACUAGAUGGGCCUUUUGGUCUGAACCAGCAGAGCUCUUCUUAUGUCCUGUCUUCUUCUUGUUUAGGAGUCAGCAUGCAGAGUUUGUGGCUGCCCAGAACUUGGAAGCACUGCAUCGUCAUGGAUCUUGCUUCUCUCCAACCCAGAUUUCAACAAAGAGGGUGAAGGUGGCUAAGCCUUUGCAUAAGAGGCUCAAUCAUAAAAGUUAGCCCCUCACAUUCCAGUGCUCAGUUCACCUGACCCACCCCUUAGAUCAUGGGAAGGUAGGUUUGUGUGUUGGUCAAUUUUGCUGCUGUCAUACUUUGCCAAGGUAUACACAAAAUUGGGCUGUGUUUCAUAUGUUUUAUUCCAUUUGUGUACUACUAGUAAGUUGGGAUCAGCUUACAAUGGGUCACACCAGUGGCACUAGAAUGUACAUUUUUAUGCUUUUAAAGAAAAGGCAGGAAGAAGAGAGUAAGAUAGAGCUAUACUAGGUGUGUGUGUGUGUGAUGACUUAACAACUGUCAUGAUUUACUCUCCCAAUGAAUCCUGAGAAUUUUUUCAGUGUGGGUGCAAAGAGCUGCCUGCCAGAGAUUUUGGCACCCCUGGAACCCUAUCAUUGGCUAAGGAGAAAGAUCACUUAUAACCAGUCUGUCAGCAGUGUCGAUACAUCCUAAGAAACAGGAACACAUCUCAUAAAUUAAAACAAAGAUCCCUUGUUGUGUUUAAAAGUGGGCCUAGAGGUGGAACAGCACUGUUAUGUGUAACUCAUUGGAUGAUUUUGGAGUAGGGGCACAGUAGUUUCUGGGGAAAUGGAGAAUUAGAACAUUGGGGCCCAGUGCCACCAGGGAAGCAGGCUGAAACUGAUCCUGGGCUCAUUUGAGGAGUCGCUGGUAGGCCCAUGAUCUCCCAUGUGCUUUUGGCGUUAAUUAAGAAUCAAUAUAUACACAGAAGCUGCUCAUACUUUUGUCUUCAUGGGUGAAGGUGACAAAGGCAUUUAUCUAUCAGGCCGCAGUGAAACUUCAUUUGAAUCCAAGCUUGGUUAUGACCAGAAAGUCCUGUUCCCAGCCUCCGUUCCUCUGCCUGCAAAAUGUGGGAUUACUGAGCUCCAGGCAGAGUGCAUGGUCUCUUUCUUUUAUCUUAAUAAUCUUCUGAAUUAGGUGAGCCUAAGUGGGAGGCAGACUUCUGCAAGGUCAUCUAGUGAAUUCCAUGGCUGAGUAGUGAUUUGAACUCAGUGUGACACGUUAUUCACAACACACAGUACAUUUAGCCAUUCUACACACCAACCUCAAAGUAAUUUGCAAGUCUUUUUUUAAAAAAUAAAUUUGACUAUUGUUUAGAUCAGUGUGGUCCUAUAGGCCUCUUUACCUUGUCCCUUAGGACUCUCCCUAGCCACAUCGCUCACUGACCCUGCUUUGUGCCCUCUUUUGAGUGGUUGGUGGUUUUUGAUUUUUUGGCUCACUGGAAUGUGUCCUUAACUCUUAUAAUGCCUCUUGGUUGUCUGGAUGGAGGAUAGAGAGGGGUGCCUCAGUAUGUGUGAAACUAACUUAUGGUACAAAGGCAAAAUCCACAUGUGCUGUGUUCCUCACUUUUGCCUCUGGCCCCAGCUACCCUGGCAUGUGGCCCUUGGAAGGUUGCCCAGAAAGGCAGAAGUUGUCCUUGAACUGAAAAUGGUUCCCCAUUCCCGGUUUAGAUGAUGGUUGCAUCACCGGGCAUUUAACCAAAGGAGCUAGAUAGCCCUUAAUGGUAUGGAUAUCUCUUUAGGCUUUGGAAUGCCACACCUCGUAUCUGUACAUUUUGUAACUCUUUUUGAGCUGCUAUGCAUAUCUGACCUGCAAGGGCAGUGUUACAGCCCCAAGAGUUCUUCUUCGGCUCAGUUUUUAGAUGUUUGUGUUGCAGGGUGGGAGGGAGGGACAUAGGGGUUGAGCUCAGACUCCAUUGUGUUUCUAGUGUCGUCAUCAGGAGAAUUGUGGGGUCUGUUAGUCUGGGGUUUAAUGAAGCUAUUUUUUUCUGCAUAUGGGGAGUAUAAUUUGGUUUUCCAGACCCCAAUGACAGGCCUAACCUGGGCAGCUGGUAGCUUUCUACAAUGCCAGUAAUUACCUCAGCUUUGCUCUUGGAGCAGAGAGAUGAAACAUGUCUGAGCUCAAGAAGUGCUAUUAACUAAAUAUGUAAAAUAAAUAAUUAAAAAGUAGGACUGUUAAAGAUGCUAGUUAAAAGUCAGUGCAAUGCUACAAAUCAACAGAAAGCUGUGAUUGGUUGGCUUUUUGUUUGUUUGGUUUUUUCCAGUUUUUAUUGAGUGAAAAUGUCAAACCUUGCAUCAGUCAUGCAAAAAAAAAAAUCAAAUAAAUAAAACACAUAUAUUAAAUUUCUAAUAGCACUAAAUUCAAGUGGAAAAAUAUUCAGUUCUUAAUAACGUAGGUGCUGAGAAGACCAAAUUCAAGUAAAAUCAGAGCACACCGUCCUGUUAGGAUUUUUUUUUCACUUUCUGCAUUAUUAUUUUUUGUCUCAAAACCUAUAUAUAGCUAUAUAUCUAUAUAUAUAGGUAUAUACAUAUAGAUAUAUACACACACAUAUAUAUAUAUAUGUGCAUACAUAUUAUAUUUAUAUUUAUAUAUAUACACAUACAUAUUUAUAAAACAUUAAAAAGAGCAUUGGUAGUUCAAGCAUCACUUCUUCUUUUUCUCCCUCCCCACCCCUCCCACACAGAAAGAAAUAAAAUAAAAUAAAAACAACAACAAAAGAAAGUACACAUUUUAAAAUUCAAAAUGAGCUAGCAAUGGCUUAUAGUCCUAGUGUGCAAUAUGGAUUUUACAAAAGGCUAGAAUUUCUCCCUCAUAUUUUUGUCUUCCUGUUCUUCUGUGUGUGUAUGUUUUUGUGUGUGUUUUCCUUUUAAAAUCUAGGGCCAUUAAAAAACAAACACCAUUUCUUUGUCUAUAUUGAAAUACAGUUCUCUUUCAAUACAGGUGAACUUUAUAAUAAUUUAUGUAUUUAUUUGGUGGCUAGGUUCCUCCCCCCCCCCCCUUUUCAACGACAAAGCAGUAAUGAAAGGAUCUACACUUAGGGCUUCAGAGGUUUGGUUUUUAAAACUCACUCUCUUGUUCUUUACACAUCCCCCCCAAACACAUGGUCCCCCUAAAGCCACCAAGUUCUAUAUUCCGCUGGCUCCAUUUCAGCAAUAGUUGUCAAAGCAUAAUAUGCCUUUUAAAUCUAUGGCCACCAGCUGUCCUGGAGAGGCGCAAACUGGCUGCCUAAACAUCUUCUCCACACAUCAUCAGCACCACCAUCACUUAUGCUUGGGACUCAGCUACUAAAUUUCCAUGGGAUACAGGACAUGAAUGUGAGCCUGCCUGGGGGCAGCGGGAACAGGUGAGUUCCCCCCUCCUGCACAGAGGAUGCAUUUACCACCCCUAUACUUUCAGCCAUGCUAAAUUUUACCAUGUCCAAAUUUGCCUACUGUGAGUGGGAUGAGAGGACACAGAAUCAGGAAAGGUUAUGUUGUGUGGGGGGAAAGGUUGAAUAAUCUUGCUUUGUUGCUAACUGGUGGCCUCUCCUGCUCUGUAAAAUGACACGCUUAGGUCCAUCCAAAGGUUUAUGCUUGCUCUGAACUUUUAAGCUCAUUCUUAAAUGUCCUCCUCUUAACACCUGGGGACACUGAAGUGCUUCUUUCUGAAUCAGGAUGUCCAUCAGGAUGCAGUUGAUAAACAUUUAACAUAUAUAUAAAUAUAAAGACCUGUUUUUUCAUUCUUUUUGUUUUAGGCAGAGAAGGAGGGGGAGAAGGUUGUGAAACUGGGGAAGUAUAGAGGGACCAGUCAUUAGGUGUUAAAACUAGUUCAACUUGGCAGACUUUUUGUUGGAACUGAAGGUGGUCGAAACAAUGGGAAAACUGGUUACUGGGUGAUUCUCAGUGGGGAAAUAAGAAUUCCAGUCAGAUCCUAACAGUUACAUAGGAAGAAGUGCAUAACUUGCUAAUGUAAACUGUACCUGUUCUGCAAAUUCUUCUCUUCCCACCCCUUCCUUUCUUGCCCACUAGUAACCACUGGCCAACACCAAUGGACCAGAAACCCAGGGGAGGCCAUCUUACUACUCUGCAACCACCAGAGGGUCGUAACUGCCUGCUUGUAUUAAAAAAGACCCCAAAAUGUAUAGAAACAUAAAAAAGGGCUUAUCCAUUGCCUCUCACCCUGCAGUGCAUCACAGAUUUCCAAAACCUUGUCUGCAAGCAAGAGUUUUCUGUAGCACCUUUUAGCGAGACACCUAAGUGGUGAGAACAGGAGGGGGAUAAGAAUGUGCUGAGAGUUUGCCCAAACUUCUUAAACAUAAAUACCUCACUACCAUGUUUACCAAACUCAAGUCCUUUCAAGAGACUGAGAGGACAGGGAAGAGUAAGACCUCAUUGUGCCUAUUCUCUUAGGUAAUUUUGAUGUGCGUCUGUUGAUGUGACCUAUGGUCACGCUAUGAGACCAUAACCUGCCCCAUCCUGGAAUUUAAAAAAGCAGAGGAGGCAGCGGUGUGGAGACUUGCUACCAUCUAAUUAGAUGUUCCAAGGAGCACCUUUGCCAAGUCAAAACUACCAGGAAAAGGUAGGCUCUUGGUGAGGUUUCUUUUUUAGAAAAAAAAAUAUUUAUAACCUGACUGCCCAUACAUUUGAAAUGGCUAAUAAUUAAUUACAUUUGUUUUAUAAAAAUCCAGAAACUGUCAUGAAUGAGGUUCAAGCUUUUUCUUUUAAAGCUGUGGGAAGAGUCAUAGGAGGCUGAGAUGGUUCUUGAAGAAACAAUUGUCCCCAACCUCCCACAAUAAAAUUAAGAACAAAUAAAAAAACACCCUAUGCAUAUUACUACAAAUCAAAUUGGAGUGUGUCUGUGGAUAAGAGAGAGUGGUGUGUCUGUGGAUAAGAGAGAGUGCAUGAAGUGUGUUUCAUUAAAUGACAGGGCUUUUUUGUGUCUCUUUUAAAAUGUCUGCCUGGCUGAAAUUCAAAUUCAGAAUCACUUGAUACUCUAUACUGAGAGUAGGAAAAUGAUGGUAGGGAAGACCCCCUUUCUGUAGCUUUUGCCCCCCCCAACAAGUUUUUUGACUAGCUGGAGGUGGUGGGAAUUAGUGUCCACACUUGUGUGUGAAGGAGAUAAUUGUUGGUGAGCAACCAAAUAGGAUGUUGAAGGGUCUGUUCCUCAGGGUAGCAUUCUUCACUGGAUACUCACAGAGUAUUAUCUUGGUAUGUCUCCUUUCUCUCUGUUCUAUAUAUUCUAUAUAUCUCUAUAUCUAUUCGUAACCUUUACAGGGGCAAAAAUACUGUACAGCUAUCUUUUUUUCCUGGACAUAUCCUUUAUCCUUUUCUUUGCCACUCUUUUAGCUUUCCUCCUCCUUUCCCUUACUGUUAAUAUUUUAAGAAAGUUUAAAAAGUGUCCGUGGACCACAUUCUUACUGAACUGUCAAGUUGUUUUGGGUGUGAUUGUUUGAGAGGGAUAUUCAAAAACUAAGACUAAUAAAGCUCUCAGCCUUUUUUUGCACUAAAAUGGCAUGUCUGUUAGACACGAGGGUUGUUGUGUGUGGCUGGUUUCAUUAGCUUUUAAUGACUCAAAACCACCAAAUGCAUUGGAAGCAAAGGACCUAUGGAGAUCUGCAGAGCCAUUUUGGGUGCCUGUUUCCUUCUUUGUUUUUGUUUUUUAAUGUCCUCCCCCCCUUUUAGGCUAUGCCUGAUCUGGUGACCUGGGGGAGUGCAGGGCAGGUGGGCAAGGGACAUUAGAUUAUUUGUAUGCCAAAUGAGUUUGCUGUGCAGCUGUUUUAAUUGUGGAGCAACCAAUUCAAGUGGCCUCUUCCUAUCCACAGCUCCACAAAGGGCAAAGGGACAGGAAACAUUUCUGUCCUGGGAUUCAGAAGAGCAUCACCCUCUCUGCCCGAGAAUCUUAAGGUAAGAGCCCUAUGUGUGGCUUGAUGGGAUGGGUUGCAGUAGCUAAUAUUUAUCCUCCCCCAACUUGUUCCCACUAAAAGACGCAUGCCCUCUUUCAGCCUUCAUAAAGCAUGCUUAAAUGGGGUGAAGGUGGGGGGUGGGAACAAUGGUAGAGAAGGGUAACACCUCUGCUUCCUUCCUGUAGCUAAGCCAUCUCCCAGUAAGACCAAGUACUACUUGGGCCUGCCUACUCUUUAUGAGGUACUUGCAUCUUCCACCUCCUCUUCUUUCAUUAGCAGCGAGGUGGAGGGGUAUCCUGAGCUCCUGGGUCUCUACCCUACUUGUUGGGGGUGGCCUUGCAGUCUGGAAAAGAAGCAGUUGGCACCCCCUCUCCGCAAGGCAGCGGUGUUUGGGUUGGCUCUGGUUAAAUCCAAGCCUCCCUUUCACAACCAAGGGUUCUUUUCAGUGCCAUACCCCGUACUUGCUGCCACCGGUCAGAGCCCCACCAGAAAAGGAACACUCCCCACUCAGGUGUGGGAGUGUCACAAUAUAAAUAAGUUCUUUCUUCCUUAAAAAAAAAAAAAGAUUAAUAUUAUUAUUAUUCUUUAAUAACAAAGAGGAUCAGAGAAGUAUCCGCAUAUUCCCAGCCCCGUUCAGUUCAUUAAUGCUUCUCUUUCUCUUUUAUUUUAUUUAAAAAACUGACAAUAAAUACCCCAUUUCCCAACCAACCCAAGCUGCCUGAGACCCCCAUUUCUCCUGUUCAUUUGAUGUUGGAGAAGAGAGGAGAGAGAAAAAUAGAAGUAUGACUGAUGCCCUCCCCCAACCCCAAUUAUGCCUAAUGGCGAAUAACUUCGCUUUUGUGGCUUAAAGGAACCAAAUCCUCAUUUUUGUAAAUAAUAUAUUAUUAUCACCCCCUAAUAUUCACCAUCGGAUGCUAGCUGCCCCCUCUCCCUGAGAAUGGGAGGAGUGUUAAAGGACAAAAUGAAAACAGGAAAAUAAAAUAGAAGUUAAAGAGGAAAAGAAACAACCCCACUCCCCCCCUCCAAACCAACAAGGGGAGAUUUUGGGGGAAGUGGCAGGGGAGACAUUUGCCCUUAUGGUUAGCACAUCCAUCCAGGAGAAGGAGGGUCACUUCUCCAUGGCCCAACCCAUCUGCAUAUUAGUAAAAAGAUUUGCCGUCUGCCACCCUGUAAACAUGUGCGUCCCAACAGAUGGGUCCCUCCGCCUCCCCCUGCCCUUCCCAUGGGCACAAGGCUUCUUUCCUUUUUAUUUUUUGCAUGGUCCAAGGAUUAAGCGGCUUCCUCGUUAUCUUGUGCACUUCCUGGGGUGGGGUUGGGUGUGUGUGUUUCUCUUUGCUGCUUGUCGUUCCAGCGUUUGUUCGCGCCUCACAAAGCGGGGUCCUCUCAUUUAAUUCAGUUUCUUAUUUUUUUAAAAGAUCAAAAAACCCUGCUGCUGCUGUCUAUAA
Messenger RNA from Podarcis lilfordi (Lilford's wall lizard), 16728 nucleotides. Lineage: Eukaryota; Metazoa; Chordata; Lepidosauria; Squamata; Lacertidae. The record is from the annotation of a GenBank genome assembly.